AUGUCUCGUGCUGUGAGUUCAUCGUAUUGCAUAUACCCUACGAGGCCGCAAGUUGAGGACAGUCCACAAGGAAGCGUGCUGGACCCCCAGCAUUUCUGCAGCUUGGAUCCCAAACGUCAUGAUUCCAUCCGAAACUAUCUAAGUAACUGGGGGAAGUUCCGGAGUACUUCUCUUGCAACUUUUCCAUUGCUCCAUAAAUGGCUGCAAACUAUAGUUCUGCGUGGCAUAACAGAGAGCAGAAGGGUCUUGAGUGGCAUGCUUAUCCGACGGUGCCAACUCAUCAGGAAUCGCCUGGAACUGGAAAUUGGAAAGACCCUUCACAGCGUCAGGCCCUCUGACUCAAAACAGCCGCCUGUGGUUAUGUUUGAUGUUGACAAACGUUAUGUGGAAGCUUUUGGAAUACAAGAGCGUGGUCAGUUGCAUGAAUGGGUUAACAUGGCAUUGUGCUGA
Linum trigynum is the source of this 450-nucleotide messenger RNA. The record is from the annotation of a GenBank genome assembly. Lineage: Eukaryota; Viridiplantae; Streptophyta; Magnoliopsida; Malpighiales; Linaceae.